Molecule: messenger RNA, 797 nt
Organism: Manacus vitellinus (golden-collared manakin)
Lineage: Eukaryota; Metazoa; Chordata; Aves; Passeriformes; Pipridae
Gene: DNAAF19
Product: coiled-coil domain containing 103
Exons: 3
Coding region: 1-699 (232 amino acids)
Biological process (GO): inner dynein arm assembly; epithelial cilium movement involved in extracellular fluid movement; determination of left/right symmetry
Cellular component (GO): outer dynein arm
Source: RefSeq, a predicted model, not a curated record
AUGUGGGACUCCCAGACCCCACUGAACUCCUGGAUGUCCUAUAGAGCCAUAGCCUCAGAGUGUUUUCUCUUGCCCCCUGUCCCUCCCAUCCCUGUUCCCUGCAGGAACAUCGUGCUGGCCUCACAUCUGAAGCCUCUGGAGAAGAAGGACAGGCUGGGGCAGAGGAGGAAUGUGUUGUGGAAUCCCUGUGCAGCCCCAGCCAAGGCAUCACCUGCCCACACUGAGGAGAUCCCACAGGAGCUGGAUCAGCUGCCUGGAACGGCUGCAGAAUUCCACAGGGAUUGGCGCAGGUGCCUGAAGAGCGGGACAGAGAAAUACCGGUUUCUGCUGGAGCUGGGAGGGGAGGCCUUGGGCAGGAUCUUCCGGGCUGACGUGGGCUUUGGCCUCCUGGGGGAAUUCCUGAGGGUGCUGGCAGAGAACUUCCAUCCUGGAGACGGGGCUGCCGUCCUGGAGAUCCUGCAGGGCCUGGCGGGCACCCGGCGCUUCGGGCUGAACGUGGAGCUCCUGAGCCCGGCGGAGAAGGAGGGCGGCCGGGAUCUGUUCAGGAAGCUGCAGGGCCUGAGCAGGGACUGCUGGGCUGCCGAAAAGCCAGGCCAGGAGGCAGGGAGGGAACCUCACGCCAUGGACACCCACUCAGAAAAGGAAGACGAGGAGGAAAGGACGGUGGUGGAGCUGAUGAAGUGUUUCCAGCUCGGCUGAGGGGGCUCAGGGACUAAAAGAGGCUCAGAAGAGACUCAAGGCCUGACCUUGGCAUCACCCAGAGCACGAGUUCUGCACAAAUAAAGUUCAGUUCCCGA